Ostertagia ostertagi is the source of this 381-nucleotide messenger RNA. The record is from the annotation of a GenBank genome assembly. Lineage: Eukaryota; Metazoa; Nematoda; Chromadorea; Rhabditida; Trichostrongylidae.
GUGUCGUUCUGUUUUGCUAGCGACGAUAUCAGUGAGGUGAGACAAGCGAUGGCAAAGCAUUUCAACUAUAACGUGACCUCACAAUGUGUUACUGGUCAUGUCAGUAUUUUUAAAUGGAGCGUGAUGUACUCAAACCUUCACAUGACACUACCAGUUAUUCCGGUGUACAUUGCUGUUCUCGUUCUGAGAAGGCUUACAAUAGUCAAGCUUCACUCUGAUACAGCUCUAUCGGAAAAGACUAAACAUCUUCACAAACAACUGCUCACGAUUUUAGCGGAAGAAAUCCAUUUGAAAAAUCGACAAUACACACUGGGACAAAAUACGCAAAAAUCACUCCAGGUCUUUGCCACGUGGGUGACGUUCGAUGCUGCCGUUACUUGA